ACAAUUUAUUUUAUCUUUAUAGAUGAUUACGACGAUAAGACUUAGUACAACUAAAAGAAACAAACCCAUAAACGAUUUCUCUUUACAAAAUUGCACUUAGUUUCAACUUUUUUACUUUUCUUUGGAAAAAUAUUAUAAAAACACCAAAUCGAAAUCUAUCUAUGAACGGUGAUAUGGGAGUGAGAAAUAGAUAUAGUGUGUAUUUAGCUUCACAGCAAUUACAACAGACCCAUCGAAAAUGUCAUCAUAGACAAUCGUAUAGAAAGGAAAAAGCAGCAGCAGAGGCACCAUCAAAAGUCCCUCAAAGUGCAACAGCUAGAAGGACAACAAAAGCUAUAGAACAACAAAUCAAAAAUGUACAAUAUCUACCACCAAAACAGCAAUAUUCAAUAAACAAAAAACAGCAACGAAAACUACAACAGCAACACAACAAACUAUUAAAAAUCCAAAGUGGCCAACAAAUCCAACAAAAUCACAUAGAACUAACAACAAAACAUAAAAGGGAAAAAGCCAAAACUAAAGGAACCACAAACCGAAAUACAAUAGAAAAAGCAGCAUUACAUCAACAGCAACCACAUAAACUAAGGACGUCGGUAGAAUUUCUAAGAAAUUUGACGAAAACCAAAGUAUUUACCUUAAAACGUUUGUGGGCUUUAUUACUGCUAGCAUUAACAUGUAGUGGGUCUACAAGAAUAUAUCACUCCAAUAGGCCGGUUCGUAUGCUCUCAGUUGCAUCUAUGGCCUCGUUAGCUUUAACACAAACUUCUAUGGUCUUCGCAGCGGUGGCCUAUGAACCUCCUAUCAAAUAUCAUCACACUGAUAAUGAUGUGGAAGUAUCGGAUGGCAUGGUGGUCGAAGAUAUUGAUGUAAAUAGUAAUGAACAGCAAUUGCUGGCAUAUUAUAAGAAAGCUCAAAAGGAACAUGAACAAUUGAAGAGACAACAACAACAAGAACAACAAAUGCUACAACUGCAGCAGCAGCAACAACAACAACGUCAUCAUCAUCAAGAGCGUGAUAUAAAAAGGAAUACAGUGGUGUUGUCACAACAAAUGGAUUUCAAUGAUAUUUUGCCCACUGCAGAUGUCAUCUCUACACUAGACGCGGUGGAUGCGACGUCUAAGAAAAAAAGUACUGCCACUAAACGUAGCACUGCAAAACAUACUUCUACGACUCCAACGCCUACAUCUGGUCCAAAAUCAAUGCUGACAACUAGCAAAACUACUACCACUACUACUACCAGCGCAACUACUGCCAGCAGUGAAGAGAAAUGCGAGCCCAAGGUUUUGGAUGAAGUUCCAGCUGAACCG
Molecule: messenger RNA, 1307 nt
Organism: Lucilia cuprina (Australian sheep blowfly)
Lineage: Eukaryota; Metazoa; Arthropoda; Insecta; Diptera; Calliphoridae
Product: probable serine/threonine-protein kinase mkcB
Exons: 1
Source: RefSeq, a predicted model, not a curated record